CAACCUCACCUCACCUCAACCUCAACCUCAACCUCAUCCUCAUCCUCAUUCCUCUACCAACGCCACUCGUUAUGGACGCCACUCUACUCCUCGACCGCUCCGCCGUGGCCGCCACCUCCCCCAAGCCUAAGCCCAAGCGUCCUUGCUGCUCCCCCGAGCCUAGACCCAUACCAAUCCCGAACCAAAAUCCCGUCGAUAUGCUUCUGGAAUCGUUUUUAGCUCUCUUGGAUUCAUCUACUGUCAAUCUGGACCUUGCGCUUGACCGCAUACUCGAUUCCAGUGCUUGCGAAUCCGACAAAAAUGAUAUGAUAGGACGCGCACUCCGACUCGGAUCCGCACUUACCGAAGCCGCCAUGAGAUCCACCAGAAAACGCGCUUCCAUGCAUAACUCCGUCGCUUGGGCCCUCUCUCCCGAUCUCACUAUCAAAGUUUUUUCUUUGCUCGAUACACAAAGUGUAUGUCAUGCUGCAGCUUCAUGCUCCUUUUUCCGGAAGUGUGCUGUGGACCCUUUAUGUUAUUCUAAUAUUGAUUUGACAACGGUAGUCCCAAAGGUCAACAAUAUGGUCGUUUCAACGAUGAUUCAACGUGCUGGAAAAGUUCUACGGUCUCUUAAGCUCGGGGUUGUUCCCAGCUCCCCUAAUUCAUCAGUUGGUACUUCUCAAGCUCUUGUUUAUUCCAUGAGGAAUACAACGGAUGCAUCAGGAUUUUCGUGGAAUGAUAAGAGGUCUAGACAGGGUAAAGAGUCAUUUAUUCUUUCAAGGUCUUGCUUGGCACCAUUGAUUGCUGAUGGUGGUGCUCCAGGGGCGCUUUUGAGAAGGUUACACCUUUACAAUAUUGAAAGAAUGGACAACACAGCAUUUGGUGUAGCAUUAUCUGCUUGCCCCUCUCUGCUUGAUCUUGAAAUUGUUGGCCUUCAUGUUGAACUGAGGCAGACGCUGGAGUCGGUGAGCAGACAUUGUCAUCUGAUAGAGCGCCUGUUUUUUGAAUCAUCCAAAACAGGUAGAGAUGAUAGUUUGAAAUUGCCAACAUGCAAUGAUCUUGUGAACAAUUGUCCCCAUCUAACUUCAUUGGCACUCAGAGGAUUCAAAUUGCACGACUUUAAAGCUCGUGUACUUGUCAAGGGAUUCCGCAAAUUGAAGCAUGCUGACUUUUCAACAUCCUACUCAAUCACUGGUGACUUUCUUAGGAAUCUUGGUGGAAGCUCACUGGAGGUGUUGAUUUUACGGGAUUGCAUUCAUUUGAGGGAAAUGGAGGUUUCACGGUUGCUGUCGGCAAUUCUUGCAGGACGCUUCAAGCACCUUACACAUCUUGACAUAUCCAAUCGUGAGGGCUUAGCAUCUGAUGGCGAUUGGUAUCAUCGAUCUUUCACCACAGGUUUCAUGUCAUUAGAGCAAGUAUUGGAAGAGAGGCCUAAUCUGAAAAUUGUGGCAGAUUUCCCUGCAGAAGGAAGUUUCCUUGAAGAGCAGACAACCAGCAGUGACAUGAAUAGUGAUGUCAAUUCACUUUCAUUGUUGAGUAGUCAUACGUCUGAUGGGUUGUUUACAAGUUCAUCCGAUAGCAGUUACAACAGUGAUCAAGGAAGUGGCAAUGAGGGUAGUCCAAGUUCCAGUCAUGCAAUUCAAGAAGAAAGUUCAGAUGAAGUCGAUUACUUAUAGAGACAGUUGAACAUGAAGAUUGGUUAAGCAUGACCACCGUAUAUUCUUGUGCAAAAUUUGCAACAUGCUAGGAAACGGCAAUGGGCUGUUCAAUCAGUCAACAAGGAAUUCCUCAUUGGAACCUGUUUUAUAGGGUAUCAACACGUCAAUUCCACCUGCUCCUAGGGGUGUAAACAAGCAAAGUCAAGUUGAACAAUAAUUUGUUGAAGCUGGUUUCAAUUUGUUAAUGAGCUUAAAAUUGAGUUCGAGUUAGGAUUCAUAUCUAGAGAGCUUUAGCCUAUCCAUGCACGAUUUGAGCUCUGAUAACUUGGUGUUCUAAGUCAUUAUUUUUCAACAUAUUGAGUUGGACUUGAUAAAUUAACAAAUGUAGAAGCCUUGAAGAUUGAUUUCUUAUGCUUCAGCGAGCUUUUAGAGACAGAUCUUGUGCCGGGAUUUGAGUAGUUUGGUUUCAUUAGUCUUUCAUUGUCAUUGAUGUGGGUUUUCUCGUUGUGCAGGAACAUGUGCUGCAGUAGAUUGUAGUGCUCAAGCACUAAAGGAAGGCUGAGGGAGCAAUUUCAUCGUUUCAUCAUCAUCGCAGUCUUGCAAAUGAUUAUUGAAAUUUAAGCCAUCGAAGGGGUAUCCCGAGCUUGUCAAAAUUGUGAGGGGAUUUUUCUACUUCCAAGUGUGGGACAUAACAUAUAAGCAGCAACUAAAAUUUUUGCAAUUAGAUUUCGAUGCACUUGUCAAAAUUCAUUUAGUUGACAUGAAUUAUAGUAUCUAUGCUAUCGAAGUAUUGGAGUAUAAGAUACUCCAACGUAAUUUUAACUUAUGUUUAUUGACGUUAAAUAUAAUUUAUUUUUGAUUAUUAACUAAAAAGAUCUCUGAAAUUGAAGCUGAUGAGCCA
Molecule: messenger RNA, 2538 nt
Organism: Olea europaea var. sylvestris
Lineage: Eukaryota; Viridiplantae; Streptophyta; Magnoliopsida; Lamiales; Oleaceae
Product: F-box protein At4g02760-like
Exons: 13
Coding region: 72-1655 (527 amino acids)
Molecular function (GO): protein binding
Source: RefSeq, a predicted model, not a curated record